AUGAGGACGUCACGUGUGUCGCGGGAAACGGCUAAAAUGGUCCAAGCAUUGUCGCCUCCGAGACGCAGAACACGCAGCUCUCUGGCUGCAUCUUCCUUGCGCGAUUUCUCGUAUUCCGAGAAUCAAGCAGCUCCAGAGCUGAGCGAUGAUUCUUCCCUUUCAUCUGUAAAAACAGAAGAUAUUGAAGAUCUAUUAGAACGUCCUGCAAAAAGACGCAGACGCAAUGUGGAUACUCCGUCUACAACUAUCAGCACAGUCUCCACCAGCAGACUGGUUAAGCAAGAAGUCACUAUCAAAGCCGAAACCCAAAUCACUACGCCCCGUAGUGCCAGCUCUAAACAGCGACGACAACCAGCAAAGAGAAUCAAACGAGAAGAUGGCUCUAUCGAAAUGCAGCCGCCCUCGAAUUGGGAAACGAUGUAUAACAUCGUUAAGAAAAUGAGAGCGGAAAAUCCUACUGCGCCUGUAGAUACCAUGGGUUGCGCAGAACUUCACUGGCGCUCAUCACCACCUAAAGAUCAACGAUUCCAAACUCUUGUCGCGCUCAUGUUGUCUUCUCAAACGAAAGAUACAGUGACCGCCGUUGCUAUGCAGCGAUUACAUACAGAACUUGCGCAGGGCGGAGGGUCAACAAACGAAACAAAACCAUUAAUCAAAAAGGAAGAAGACGAUGACGACAAAGAUGGCAUCAAAUUCAACCACGAAAAGAAAGAUAGCACUCUGACAGUACAAAAUAUGCUCGCAGUCUCACCAGAACGACUAAACGAACUAAUCCGUACCGUCGGCUUCCACAACAACAAAACAAAAUACAUCAAACAGGUGGCCAACAUUCUACGCGAUCAAUACAACUCCGAUAUCCCCUCCACACCCGUGGAAUUAAUGGCUCUACCGGGCGUGGGUCCCAAAAUGGCCUAUCUUUGCAUGAGUGCUGCAUGGGGUAAACACGAAGGUAUUGGUGUGGACGUUCAUGUCCAUCGCAUCACAAAUUUGUGGGGAUGGCAUACUACCAAAACCCCCGAGGAAACUCGUAUUGCUCUACAGUCGUGGCUUCCUAGGGACAAAUGGCAUGAAAUCAAUAAGUUGUUGGUGGGAUUGGGACAGACGGUUUGUCUUCCUGUUGGGAGGAGAUGUGGUGAAUGUGAGCUUGCAGGUACGGGGCUGUGCAAGAGUGAGGUUAAAGGGUUGGCGGUUAAGAUGAAGAGGGAGGUGAGGGAGGAGGUCGAGGUGAAAGAGGAGGGCAAGGUGAAAGAAAAGGCCAAGGUGAAGGAGGAGGCUAAGGUAUCCUAUCGUGAUGACCUAUUCAGGCCGGAGACUGCCAUCCUCGCCAAAUCCGUAACUCCCAGUUGA
This is a messenger RNA of Talaromyces stipitatus ATCC 10500, 1347 nucleotides long. RefSeq names its product DNA repair protein Ntg1, putative. Gene Ontology annotation, cellular component: nucleus. Gene Ontology annotation, biological process: nucleotide-excision repair; base-excision repair; base-excision repair, AP site formation. The record is from RefSeq and is a predicted model, not a curated record. The transcript is spliced from 2 exons. Gene Ontology annotation, molecular function: DNA binding; oxidized pyrimidine nucleobase lesion DNA N-glycosylase activity; DNA-(apurinic or apyrimidinic site) endonuclease activity. The coding region runs from base 1 to 1347 and encodes 448 amino acids. NCBI's taxonomy places the organism in Eukaryota, Fungi, Ascomycota, Eurotiomycetes, Eurotiales, Trichocomaceae.